This is a messenger RNA of Aspergillus alliaceus, 1176 nucleotides long. Its product is annotated as terpene synthase family protein. The record is from RefSeq and is a predicted model, not a curated record. NCBI's taxonomy places the organism in Eukaryota, Fungi, Ascomycota, Eurotiomycetes, Eurotiales, Aspergillaceae. Bases 1 to 1176 code for a protein of 391 amino acids. The transcript has 4 exons.
AUGUCGUAUACAGCCACUCUUCCAUUUGAUCGAGGACCUCUUCAUCCGAUUAGACCAGUUCACUAUUCAUACGAUCCAGUGCAUACAACACCAGAUUCUCCAAAGCACGACCUAUUUGACUAUCUUUCUACAGCCGCCAAAGAGGACCCCGCUCUUCAUAGAUCUUCCUUUUGCCUCGAACCAGAGAAGCUAGGUGUGUCCUGGCAGACAUUUUUCCCAGCAUGUCGGCAGAGUCGACAAUGGCGAGAUGCGGAGGACGCCGCGCAAGAGCUGACCGACAAACUCUUUCGAACUGGAGGCUCCUCGAGAAAUGGUUACUGCAAGAAAUGGAGAGAUUUGGCAGAGAUCUUGCAGGUGGUGGAGAUGGCCGUUGCAUGCGCGGUAUACACGUACCCGAGAGCGGAUGUUGUCAGAAUCCGAUUACUAGCUCAACUACAUGUUGUGAUAUGGAUCCAUGAUGGCAUCGUCGAACGCGAACAGGGAGAGCCAGGGAAAGAUCGAUCUUUUCCUCCGACUCCUACUCGCAAUGGCUCCCAUGUAAAAUCCAACUCAAUAUGCGGUAUCAUAUCUAGUAUUCUACAAGAGAUACUUCAAGUCGACUCGACCAUUGGAUUUGACGUUGCAGCCGGCGCACUGAAAUGGCACCGGAUGUCGCGAGCCCACUGCAAUUCGGACCCCACCAUCAACCGGUUCAUGACAUUAUCAGACUACCUUGAAGCUAGGAUCGGAGAUCCCGCUACGGACAUCCAUCUCUCUAUGAUUCGCUUCGCAGCAUCGAUCCACCUCUCCCACGAACAGGGACAAGAUCCCAUACUGAAGGAUAUAGUGAGCCUCUGGGCCAAACAUCGAAUCAUCGUCAAUGACCUUUUUUCGUAUGAGAAAGAGUGCCUCGAGCAUGCGGUACACGACUCGGCGAUUGUCAACGUAGUGAAGUUCUUACAAGGAGAACUGGAUGUAUCCCUUGAAACAGCCAAAGAAGUCGCACGUAACAUACAGUUGGACACAGAGCGAGAGAUUCACGGGCUUUACAAAGACAUCCUGAAUAGGACGGGCCCUGAUAGCACCGAUGCCCGAUACGUCCGAGCGCUCGUUGAAAGUCUGGCUGGAAAUGUUUUCUCCUCUUCAACUGCAGGGAGGAAUGCCAUGCCUUUGGUGGGUAGGUCUGCUGAUGGCUAG